Messenger RNA from Pieris macdunnoughi, 1512 nucleotides. The record is from the annotation of a GenBank genome assembly. Lineage: Eukaryota; Metazoa; Arthropoda; Insecta; Lepidoptera; Pieridae.
AUGGACGAAAGCAAUAUCCCUAUCGAUAUUAAUAUCGGAAAGCUGCAAGACUGGCUAGUUAGUCGAAGACACGUGUCUAAAGAAUGGCAAAAAAAUAUUAUUCCUAUAAGGGAAAAAAUCAACAAUGCCAUCCAAGAUAUGCCAGUUCACAACGACAUAGCUGCUUUACUUUCAGGCAGUUACAUUAACUUCUUCCACUGUCAAAAAAUAAUUGAAAUUUUAAAGGAAACUGAAGCAGACACCAAGAAUCUAUUUGGCAGGUAUGGCUCUCAGAGAAUGAAGGAUUGGCUUGAUGUAGUGAAGAAUUAUGAGCGUGAUAACCUAUACAUAGCUGAGGCAGCUCAAAUGUUAGCUAGAAAUAUUAGCUAUGAAAUACCAGGGCUGAAAAGACAAAUCACUAAAGAGGAACAAAUACAAGCUGAUUGUGAAAAGAAAAAGAAUGAUUACCUGAAAAGUGAGGGAUCGGCAAAAACAGAGUUCUUGAAUUCAUGUAAGCAGCUUGGAAUUAAAGGUGAUAAGAUUAAGCAAGAACUUGUAGAAAGAUUGCAGGAAUUACCAGCAAUAUAUGAUAAAAUUGGCAGUUCCUUAAAGCCACUCCGUCCCAGCAUAGACUUGUAUUCUGCAUUUACAAAGUAUAUUUUGGGGGAUAAUGCAUCAGAAGUGUUGCCGUUGCUUCAAUAUGUGGUGGAGCAUGGAAAUACUACAGUAUAUGAGUGGAUGUAUGGCGAAGCCCCACUAAGUGUGGAACCAGAUCCAAUUCAUAUAGAAGUAACUGAAGAAGAACAAGGUGGUGGUGAUCAGGAAGAUGGUGCAAUAGAUUUUGGUGGCUUGGACACUUCACCAGAAAUUGAUUUUGGUGAUGGUGAUGCCGGUGGUGAAAUUGAUUGGGGUACAAUUGACACUGUACCUGAAAUAGAUACAUCACCUGAUUUUGUGGGAGAUAGCUUGCCUGAUGAUUCUUUCAUAGUCGUUGAAGAAGAUGGGUUAGGAGGUGGUGUCGCUCGUGGAACAGAAGCCCUAACUUUGUUGGACAAUCCUAAAACAAGAAACCAGCUAAUUGAUCAGCUAGUUGAGCUGGAAUCAUUCCUAAAAAUGCGUUUACACGAGACCCAUAUAUCUAAUGAGAGCCAGAGCUUCUCGCUCAUACAGCAGCUACCGACGGAGAGCUCAGACGCACUGGCCGCUAUGUUGGCCACAGUACAAGACGCCAGUAGGGCCUUAUUGGCACCGGAGAUAGCACAUUUGCAUAAUGUCAAGCAUUCUAACAAAUAUGUAGACGUUUUAACAGCACAACUCCAGCAAAAGCUUGUGAUGUGCGAUAAGAUGUCGCGUCUCGCGCAAAGGGAGAGCGAAAGACGACAAGCGGCGAGUGAAAGGGCAGCGGAACUUAGGCCGCUACUCACGCGUUUAGUUGAGAGAACUGUGGAGCUUCAAGCUAACAUUGAAAAGGAGAUCUCCAAGAAGUACAAAGGCCGUCCCGUCAAUAUAAUCGGUGGAGUGAAGUUUUUAUAA